Loa loa (African eye worm) is the source of this 297-nucleotide messenger RNA. RefSeq lists its product as hypothetical. The coding region runs from base 1 to 297 and encodes 98 amino acids. The transcript has 2 exons. The record is from RefSeq and is a predicted model, not a curated record. Lineage: Eukaryota; Metazoa; Nematoda; Chromadorea; Rhabditida; Onchocercidae.
AUGUUGGCUAGUCCGGAAAAUCCUGAGGUCGCAAACCUUUUGGAAUUUUCAAAGAGGGAGCCGUUUGAAACCUCGCUCAUAACCCACUUGGAGGAGGCGGAGAGGAAAUUGACGGAAUUUGAAGGGCGAAAUGUCCAUGGUGAAAUGGAGGAGGGACCGGCACUUCAGGAGCCGGAAUUCGACGAAGAAGAGGUAGAGUGGAGCCCACUGAAGAAAGUGAUGAUGAGGCCGAGAAUUAGCCAUCGGGAUCAGAGUGGGGUUCUCUGUCAGACGAUGAAGAGAAUGAACCUGAGGUGA